CUUGUUCUAAAGCCCCAAAUCCCUCUCCCUUCUUCCAUUCGGCGGUCCAAGUUUCAGAGACCGGUUUUAAAAAGUCAAGUUAAUCAAAAUGGCGAUGUCUAGUAGAUUUGCGAGUAUUCUCAGGCAGAGCAUGUCACAAACUGUUACAUCAAAUGGGCAGCUUCCGGUGACAUCUAUGCUGAACGCUGUUCGGUUUGUUUCCACAAAGCUCUUCAUUGGAGGUCUUUCUUUUGGAACUGAUGACCAAUCUCUCAAAGAAGCAUUUGCCAGCUUUGGUGAUGUCACCGAAGCAAGAGUUAUUUUGGACAGAGAGACUGGGAGGUCAAGGGGAUUUGGAUUUAUCAACUUUGCUGACAGUGAAUCUGCCAACUCAGCACUAUCCAUGGAUGGUCAGGAACUAAAUGGACGGAACAUUCGUGUAAGUUUUGCUAAUGAUAGACCCAGUGGUGGUGGUUUUGGUGGUCGCUUUGGUGGUGGUUAUGGUGGGAAUAGACGUUUUGAUGAUGGUGGUGCUGCUGGAGGGGCUGAUGGAUUCUAAGAAUUCAUCAGUCUGAUGCUCUGUAGUAUGGCAGCUUUGGCUGCCAUUUUGGUCUUUUGAUAGGUUUGGGUUUUUCUUUUGGAUGGCUGUUUGUGCUUCUUUCUUCGAUUGGAUGAACUGCAUUUGGAUUAUACUAAGUUUAUAAUUACAAGCUUGCAGACCUGUUAUUUU
Molecule: messenger RNA, 709 nt
Organism: Telopea speciosissima
Lineage: Eukaryota; Viridiplantae; Streptophyta; Magnoliopsida; Proteales; Proteaceae
Product: glycine-rich RNA-binding protein 2, mitochondrial-like
Exons: 5
Coding region: 89-538 (149 amino acids)
Molecular function (GO): RNA binding
Source: RefSeq, a predicted model, not a curated record